UUUUGUACUUUGUGCAGAUCCAUUAUAUUUCAGCUCUAUCUUUGCAGGAGCUGAAGAUGCCGCAGUACAUCACUGACAUCGAUGUUUCUGUGAAUGAAGCUGAGCAGCAUCAGCUACGUAAACAUGGCUUCACCCAAGUUCAUGUUAAUUUGAACCCAGAAGGAAAAGGGAACACGAUCUACCUCUGGUAUAAAACCAGUGAUUGCCCAGCAAUCACCAGGAUCCAGUUUUCCUUCACCGAUAAAAUGAAGGAAGGUCUGGUCACUGAAGGGUACCACAAGGUCGACAAAAAUCUCAACACUGGAAACAGUGGCAGCCCCAUCUACCUGUGGUUCUACAAAGGUUCCUCUCAGUAUGAUGUUCCGAUCGUGGAGCUCGAUCUCUCCACUGACGCAGGAGCUGACGCCACCAAAGUCCAGCCUUUGUGGGAGAGGUUGCCCUGUGACCUGAACCGAAGAGCUGGAGGAAACUGGAUCUACCUGUGGGUGAAGAGGGAGACUCAAACCUACAUCUGUGACAUCAAUGCCACUCUCAACAGUUCUUCAGACGCCAACUUGUUCCGUCAAGGUUACAUCCGAAUGGAUGAAGACACCAAUAGAGAUGCAGGCGGCGCUUACGUCUUCCUCUGGUACCGACAGGCCACCGAUAGUCAGAAGGCCAUUAAGGAUCUUCAGGUCUCCACUGAUCAGGAGUCCAAAGAGAGCUAUGAGAAUCAAAACUAUGAGAAAAUGGAAACAAACCUGAAUGAGGGAACCUUAGGAACCCCGGUGUAUCUUUACUACAAGAAAAAUGAGUGCAGCAAAGAUCCUAUCAAGAUGAUCACCCUGAUCCUCGACCCAACCGCAGUGCUGCCGUAUAUCAACGCUGGCGUCGAGGUCGUUGAGAAGAAUCUCAACGAGGGAAAUUCAGGCUUCAGAGAGUACCUGUGUUUUAAUUAGAUAGCGUCAUCAUCAUUUCUGAGCAUGCUCAUUGAGAAGAAAUGAAAACUAAUUCUCAUCAUAUCUUCUAUGACAUGAUGUUCUUGUCUCACAAGUCCUCUCUUGUCCUAAUCUCCGAAUCUGUCUCUGAUGAUACUGUUUUAAUAAAGUUGAGCAUCUGA
Girardinichthys multiradiatus is the source of this 1099-nucleotide messenger RNA. RefSeq lists its product as uncharacterized. The transcript has 2 exons. Bases 57 to 938 code for a protein of 293 amino acids. The record is from RefSeq and is a predicted model, not a curated record. Lineage: Eukaryota; Metazoa; Chordata; Actinopteri; Cyprinodontiformes; Goodeidae.